AUGGCUCUCAUCCACGUAUUCGACCAUCUCCUCGCCCGUGCAGCAUGGCCUGACCCCGCCCCGCGCACAUAUCUCUCGAGCGCUGGAGAUGCAUGCCGGAGAAGAGCUGCGGGCAGUGACGUCGAAGACGCGUACCAUCCGUCACGCUGGCUUGAGCUGCUAGAGGUCGUACUAUUUACUGUAUAUGAUUCAAUGGGGGCUCUUCUGCUGGAGAGGGAACAAUAG
Peniophora sp. CBMAI 1063 is the source of this 225-nucleotide messenger RNA. The record is from the annotation of a GenBank genome assembly. Lineage: Eukaryota; Fungi; Basidiomycota; Agaricomycetes; Russulales; Peniophoraceae.